This is a messenger RNA of Rhagoletis pomonella (apple maggot), 564 nucleotides long. RefSeq lists its product as uncharacterized. The coding region runs from base 178 to 564 and encodes 128 amino acids. Lineage: Eukaryota; Metazoa; Arthropoda; Insecta; Diptera; Tephritidae. The transcript is spliced from 2 exons. The record is from RefSeq and is a predicted model, not a curated record.
AAACAAAUUGGCCUACAUACUUCAGCCAAGCACCCGCCACCAGCAGCCAUCAACAACAUCAGCAGCCAUCAACAGCAUAAGCGGCAGCAACAACACCAGACACAAGAAGCCCCCAGGCAAAAAGGAGCAAAAUCAGAUACACAUAUACAUAAAUCAAGGAAAGUAAUCGAAGACAUCAUGGCAGCACGGAAGGCAUGCCCCCUGGCUCCAACGGCAGAGACAGACAACUGCCUACAAUGCCGGCUCUGCCACCGGUACCACGCAUUGCGGACGUGCCCGGCCUUCAAGGCGAUGAAGCCGCCGCAACGGUUGGGAGUAGCCCGCGCGCAAGGCUACUGCGUCAACUGCCUUGCGCUCACCCACACCACCGGGGAAUGCGACCCGCCGGGUAGUUGCAAGACCUGCGGGCUAGCGCACCACACGCUGCUGCAUGUGGCAGCCAACACGCAUGCGCGCACGGGGCCAAGGGAACAGGGGCCCAAGAAGAGGAAACCGGCCACAAAGGCCCCAAGGAGCGUCAAGCGGCGCGCACCGCCGAAGAAAAAGGCGCUGAAGAAGGCGUAG